This is a messenger RNA of Maylandia zebra (zebra mbuna), 7301 nucleotides long. The record is from RefSeq and is a predicted model, not a curated record. NCBI's taxonomy places the organism in Eukaryota, Metazoa, Chordata, Actinopteri, Cichliformes, Cichlidae.
GCCAGUGCGCGCAAUUGGUUUGUCAUAGUCGCAGAGAGCUCAGUUUUUCUGGACCCAAACAACUUAGCUUCUUUUUCUUUUUUCUUCUUCUUCACACUCCUCACCUCUUCCGUGGAGCUUUUCUCACAAGAUACCCUCCCUUCCCUACCUCCUCUUGUCCCCACUCCUCAUUUGCCCCCCACUUAAAUUCAUCUGGAUACUCUUUUUUUCUUCUAUUUUAAAUCGUGUGUUGGUGUGCGUGAGCGCAUGGUGGCGAGAGGGGCUGCUGGCGUUUUUCAAGCUUUUUACGGGACGUGAUGUAGCCUCCCCGCACACAGAAAGGACGCCUUGUGCCAUAAAGGGAUCUAAGGGGACAGUGUACCGUGGAUGCAACGCGAGGAAGCCGCUGUUUCAUCACUGGAUAGUGGAGCAGCAGCGGCAGAUAGAGGCGAUUUUUACGGGGAUAUUGAACGGAGCGACAGGAGGCAACACUUUGGAAUCGCUGCCCUCCUCUCUCCCUCUCUCUCUUCGACCCCCAUCAAGUCUCUCUCUUUCCCCCACACACACAAACACACACUCGCUGUGCAGUAAAGGACUGUACCUGAAAAGACACUUGAAAUUAACGCUGACUUUGAGGACGGAGUGCUAUUUCCUCCGCCGUUUCUAAAUGCGCGGACAGGAAGUGCUUUCCCUAUCUGGAAUGUGAUAUACGGGAUUUGUUCAGCAGCAGCACUCAAGGACCGCUCUCCUCUCUCGAACUGAGACUUUGGAAGGCAUCUGGAAUCCGAGCAACAAGGCUUGCUGCGGUCCUGUGGGAAGUGUGGCGCAGUGGAGGGAUCGGUGCCAUAAAGGAAGCACCCAGCUGGGGCAUUUGCCAGCAAAACACUGAGUACUGAACUUAUCUGGGACCUUCAGCAGCGGGCGGUAAGAGGAGGAGGAGGAGGAGGCCAUGUUGACCGCACGCCUGCUAGUCCUCGCCAGCCUCUUCGCACCAGCCGCACUGGCCUUCAGUCGAGCACCCAUCCCCAUGGCGGUGGUGAGGAGGGAGCUGUCGUGCGAGAGCUACCCCAUUGAGCUACGGUGCCCGGGCACUGACGUCAUCCUGAUCGAAAGCGCCAACUACGGCCGCACUGAUGAUAAGAUCUGCGACGCAGACCCAGCACAGAUGGAGAACACACGGUGUUACCUUCCAGAUGCAUACAAGAUCAUGUCUCAAAGAUGUAACAACAGGACCCAGUGUGCUGUUGUGGCAGGACCAGACGUAUUUCCUGACCCGUGCCCGGGAACCUACAAAUACCUGGAAGUCCAGUAUGAAUGUGUGCCCUACAAAGUGGAACAAAAAGGCUCCUCAGUAUUCCUGUGCCCAGGGCUUCUGCGGAGGGUGUACCAGAGCGAGCAUCUCUUUGAAUCGGACCACCAGUCCGGAGCUUGGUGCAAAGACCCUCUUCAAGCUUCGGAUAAGAUCUACUACAUGCCUUGGACACCCUACCGCACGGACACCUUGACCGAAUACUCAUCCAAAGAAGACUUUGUCGCUGGAAGGCCGACAACGACCUACAAGCUUCCGCAUCGCGUUGACGGAACGGGCUUUGUGGUCUACGACGGGGCGCUCUUCUUCAACAAGGAGCGCACACGCAACAUUGUCAAGUUUGACCUGCGAACUCGCAUCAAGAGCGGCGAGGCCAUCAUAGCCAACGCCAACUACCACGACACGUCGCCGUACCGCUGGGGAGGGAAAUCAGACAUUGAUUUGGCUGUUGACGAAAACGGCCUGUGGGUGAUUUACGCGACCGAGCAGAACAACGGGCGGAUUGUGAUCAGCCAACUCAAUCCCUACACACUGCGCGUUGAGGGGACCUGGGACACGGCGUAUGACAAGCGUUCGGCAUCCAACGCCUUCAUGAUUUGCGGAAUCCUUUAUGUGGUGAAGUCGGUGUAUGAGGAUGAUGACAAUGAAGCGACGGGAAACAAGAUCGAUUACAUCUACAACACAGAACUCAGUAAAGACGGCUUCCUGGACAUCCCUUUCCCCAACUCCUAUCAGUACAUUGCUGCUGUGGAUUAUAACCCCAGGGACAAUCUGCUGUAUGUUUGGAACAAUUACCACGUUGUCAAGUACUCUCUUGAUUUUGGAGCAUUGGACAACAGGCUAGAAACGUCCUCCUCGAUAAUGGUGUACAUGGAUACCACGACCACAACAACGAGGACCUCCACCAGACCUCCUGUUACCACGACAACCACGACAUCCAGGACCACCACCACCAAGGUGCCCGCCACGACGCCUUUGGUGGUCCAGUCGCCACGAACCACAUCGGCAGUGGUGGAGCCGUACCAGACGGUCUUGGAAGAUUUGGAGCAAGAAGAUGUCAACGCGGCCCCGGCCACCGCUAAGCUACCAAAUCUUAGGGUGGAGUACUGCAGUCCACUGGUGAUGAUGGACGUGUCCUGGCCGAGGACGAAGCAGGGAACGUUAGCCAAGAUGCCCUGUCCACCUGGAUCAUUAGGUGUGGCCUCAUACAUGUGCAUGGGCCCCGAAGGAUACUGGGACUCCCAGGGGCCUGACUUUAGCAACUGUACCUCGCCUUGGGUCAACAUCAUCAGCCAAAAGAUAAAAGCCGGAGAGACGGCGGCGGUCAUCGCCCGGGAGCUGGCAGAGCAAACCAAGAGCAAUCUUCAGGCGGGGGACAUCACCUACACGGUGAAGGCCAUGGUUCAGCUGGUGGAUCUGCUUGACGUGCAGCUGAGGAACCUCACACCAGGUGGCAAAGACAGUGCAGCACGGAGCCUCAAUAAGUUGCAGAAGAGAGAGCGCUCGUGUCGGUUUUAUGUUCAGGCCAUGGUGGAGACCGUCAACAAUUUGCUACAGCCGCAGGCCCAGGCGGCUUGGAGGGAGCUGAGCACAGGCGAGCAGCUGAGGGCCGCCACCAUGCUGCUGGACACGGUCGAGCAGGGAGCCUUCGUCCUGGCUGAUAACCUGCUCAAGACGGACAUCGUGCAAGAGAACACCGACAACAUCCAGCUGGAGGUAGCGAGAAUGAGCACAGAUGGGAAUUUGCCUGAUCUGAAGUUCCCACAAUCCGGAGGACAAGGCAACUCUAUCCACCUCUCAGCGAACACACUGAAGCAGCACGGAAGAAACGGUGAAAUCCGAAUAGCGUUCGUCCUGUACAAGCACAUCGGGGUCUAUCUUUCAACUGAGAACGCCAGCAUGAAGCUGGGCAGUGAAGCCCUGGCCACCAACUACUCUGUGAUCGUCAACUCGCCGGUCAUCACAGCCGCCAUCAACAAGGACUCUAACAAAGUCUACCUCUCUGACCCGGUCAUUUUCACCAUUAGACAUCUGCAGCAAUCUGAGGAGAACUUCAACCCCAACUGUUCGUUCUGGAGCUACAGCAAGCGAACCAUGACUGGUUACUGGUCGACGCAGGACUGCCGCUUGCUAGGCACCAACAGGACACACACCACAUGCUCCUGUACACAUCUGACCAACUUUGCUGUCCUCAUGGCUCACGUGGAUGUAAAGAACACCGACCCUGUUCACGAAAUGCUUCUAGACGUCAUUACUUGGGUUGGCAUCCUCCUGUCGCUGGUCUGCCUGCUCAUCAGCCUUUUCACCUUCUGCUUCUUCCGUGGCCUCCAGAGCGAUCGCAACACCAUCCAUAAAAACCUGUGCAUCAGUCUGUUCAUUGCCGAGUCCCUCUUUCUGGUGGGGAUAAAUCGGGGUGACCAGCCGAUUGCGUGUGCUGUUUUCGCCGCCCUCCUCCACUUCUUCUUCCUGGCAGCGUUCACGUGGAUGUUCCUAGAGGGCGUGCAGCUCUACAUCAUGCUGGUGGAGGUGUUUGAGAGCGAGCACUCACGGCGACGCUACUUCUAUCUGGUGGGCUACGGGGUCCCAGCGCUAAUUGUGGCCGUUUCAGCUGCGGUGGACUACCGCAGCUACGGCACCGACCGAGUUUGCUGGCUUCGCCUGGACACCUACUUCAUUUGGAGUUUCAUAGGACCAGCAACCUUGAUAAUUAUGCUCAACGUGAUCUUUCUGGGCAUCGCUCUCUACAAGAUGUUCCAUCACACAGCCAUCUUGAAACCAGACUCUGGUUGCCUGGACAACAUCAACUACCGUUAUUAUGAUGGAUGUGUUAUUGUAGAAUGGCACUGCUAUCAGGAUUAUGAACCUAAGAUGAAAUCUUGGGUGAUCGGCGCCAUCGCCUUGCUAUGUCUGCUGGGCCUAACCUGGGCUUUCGGCCUCAUGUACGUCAACGAGAGCACAGUGGUGAUGGCCUACCUCUUCACUAUCUUCAACUCCCUGCAGGGAAUGUUCAUCUUCAUCUUCCACUGUGUGCUGCAGAAGAAGGUGCGUAAGGAGUACGGGAAGUGCCUGCGUACUCACUGCUGCAGCGGCAAAAGCGUGGACAGCUCCAUUGGCUCUGGCAAGGGCACCGCCUCGCGUGCUCCUGGACGUUAUUCGACGGGAUCGCAGAGCCGCAUCCGUCGAAUGUGGAACGACACGGUCAGAAAACAGUCCGAGUCCUCUUUUAUGACCGGGGACAUCAACAGCUCUGCAUCGCUCAACAGAGGGGCUAUGGCUAACCAUCUUAUACCUAAUGCACUCCUACGUCCUCAUGGCACUAACAAUCCCUAUAAUACAUUGCUUGGGGAAUCGGCAGUCUAUAACAACCCUCUGGGCAUGUACAACACACAAGAGCCCUACAGAGAGACAAAGGGAAUCCUGAACAAUGCCCGGGAUACAAGUGUCAUGGAUACUCUACCACUGAAUGGUAACCAUGGCAACAGUUAUAGCAUUGCCAGCGCUGAGUACAUGAGUGACUGCGUCCAGAUCAUUGAUCGGGGCUAUAACCACAAGGAGACGACCCUGGAAAAGAAGAUCCUAAAAGAGCUCACCUCCAAUUACAUCCCCUCCUACCUCAACAAUUCCCACGAGCGCUCAAGCGAGCAGAAUCGGAACCUCAUGAAUAAGCUGGUCAAUAAUGUUAGCAAUGGCGGCAAGGACGGCGGCUACGGGAUGGGCUUGGGCGUAGGGAUGGGCAUGAAUGUCGCGCUGGGCCUUGAUGACCAUUCCACCUUUGUCCCCCACCACGACGAAGGCCUCGGUUUGGAGUUGAUACGCGAGGAGUCGAACGCCCCGCUGUUGCCGCAGAGGCCGCCCCCAUCCCUGCAGGCGGUGGACAACCUUCACAAUCACCUCCACCAGUCGGCACCCCCACCCCUGCCGCUGCCGCACCACCCCUUCUCGUCCGCCAGCGCUUCCUCCUCGUCUCGAAGGAGGAUCCCCCAGGAGAACAGCGAAAGCUUCUUCCCUUUACUCACCAACGAGCACACUGAGGACGAAGGCUCGUCGCCCAGCCACAGCCACCAGAGAGACUCCCUCUACACCAGCAUGCCCAUGCUGCCCGGCCUGCCCAACGUGUCCGGAGAAUCGGCAGAUGGCUCCAAGGAUGGCGGCGACGCCAAGAGCCCGGAGGCCAGCUCGGACGACGUUUACUACAAAAGCAUGCCCAACUUGGGCUCACGUAACCACCUCCAUCAGCUGCAUUCCUACUACCAGCUAGGGCGGGGCAGUAGUGAUGGCUUCAUUGUUCCCCCCAACAGAGAGGAUCUAUCUCCAGAAGAGGCCCAGCAGGAGCCCUCGCACCUAGUCACCAGCCUAUAGGCCCGAACCCCCUCCCACCCGUGCCCAUUGUAUUCUCGCAGUCCUCUACUCUUCCCCCGUGUGCCCUUGGUCCAUCAGUCGUUGGAAGUGGUAGCCUUUAUUCUCUUUAUUCUGUGUCCCGAAGACUGAGGCGGAGGAAGGAACUGUACCCUCGCUGUUACCGACCAUAAGCAGGAUAAUAAUUGCUACGAAUGCGGUGGUGGGGGGCGUCGUCGGCAGUUAAUAUGUGACUCUAUUUAGUUAGACACUGCAGAAGGUUGAUGUUGUGCCCCCUCUCCUCCACUCGUCGCCCCCAACCCACACACCGAACACCCCACAACACCACAUCCACCCCGUCCCCUCCCAAACCCUGUGUGGUUUGCCGUGUUUUGUCUCGUUGUGAAAAGAGACAAUUACUCACACAGGAUUUUUAGGUCUCAGAGAUAUAGUGUUGACAGUCUACAGGAACUGCAUACCCCUAAAGUUUGAAACUGAAGACUUCACCAGAAUUAAAACGAAACAAAAAACAAAAAAAAAGACUAUUUUAUUAUACUUCUGUAUCUAUAUUGACUUUUUGAGAGAUUUUUUUCCUCUUUGGUGAGUUGCAGCACAUUUUGUUUGCUGAAGUGUCCCUUCAAUGAAAAAAAAAGACAAAAACCACACAUAUACGCACACACACAUUUUGGACAGUUACCAUAAAGGAAUUAUUGAUUGUAUGCUUUUAAGCAUAACUGUUCUUUUUUUUUUUGUUGUUUGUUUUUGUUUCUUUCUUUGAUUUUACUGUAAUUCCAGUUGUUAAAAGAGGGAGAAAAAAACUAAUGAGAAUUGCGAGAUAUUUCUAUGUAACUGUACAGAUAACUAGCAUUGCACAUAAUAGUAUGCUUUUUUUCCCGUUCCAAGCGAACCCUUUUGUCUCUGUAAAUGUAGUGAUUAGGAGCAAUUUUGUUCUCUUGUGCUGGCCCUUCUGGGCUUUUGGUGCCAGUCUGUUUUUUUUCUUUCUCUUUUAUCACUUUCUGAGAAAUGACCAUCGAAAUAGGAGCAAAAUUACACAAAAAAUACCACAAGAACACACUUAUCGUGCCGCAUUUUCGUGAACCGUAUUCACCUUUCUUUUUCAGGUCUGUUUUUUUUUUAUUAUUAUUAUUUCCGCCUGGUUCGUUUUCUCUUUCGUUUUCUUUUUUUUUUUACUGUGUAGAUAGCAGAGCUCUGAUUCACAGAUUGUCAAGGAGACAGAAUCAGUCCAAUUUAAUCACGAGGUGUCCCUCAGAAAGUUUAUAGUGCAUCCUGCAUCUAUAUUGGCAUUCAGAAAACACUUGUGCUUCUCAGAAAGAGAACAAAUUGAACCUUGAUGAGCACUAGACACUUGUGCAAAAACAACAAAGAAAGAUGGCUGUUUUACUUAUUAAAGAAAGAGCUUUUGAAGUGAGAAAAACUGGAAGUGUUUUUCUUUUUCUUCCUCAAGGAGAAAAUCUAUUUAUUUAUUUGUUAAAUAAACAGUAAUAAAGGAUGGGAGCAAGUUUAGCAGCAAAAAGAAGUUUUUCUUAUUGGCUAUAAUUAUGGCUUCUUAUUUAUUCUUUUUUUUUGUAUUGGUUUCCGAGUUGAAUGACCUCAUAACUAAUAUUUGUUGUAACAGUGAAACUUGUUUGCCAACAAAUAAAUUACUGAUUAAGAUUUA